AGCUCAGUCUUCCCCGGCCAUCAUGUCUAUGCAUGAUUUGAAUGCUUCCAAGUCUAACCAGACUGGUUCAGGCUUUCAAAAUAAUGAUCAUGAUCAUGAUGGUCCGACCCUUUCACUCCACUCGAGUUUUGGUGAUCUGAAUCGUUCCAAUGGAUCAGGUAGUAGUACUACUGCAAACACCGACCACAACGUUGGGAGUCGGCCAAUUAUCUCAAGUCUUAGCCAACUUGGUCUGUCCAAACGAGUGACUGAGGUGAGAUCAUCCUAUGUUGCCCCGCAUAGAGUCCAUGUCCAUAGCCUCAUCGACUUCAUGCCUGUCCAAAACCAAGCAUCAGAUCUUGCUCUCACUGAGGUCACUGUCACCCAUGAGAUUGUGAGAACUCAACUUCUGGCUGCGACCUCCACUAGGGAUCGGAUUUUCAAUAUCCCAAGAUCAGAUGAUGAUGAAAUCCGUAUCCAAGGCCAACCCAGUAUCCAAACCCAAACUUUCAUGCCUGCCUCCUCCAACCAAGUGAAUCAUUCACCGUCAUUCCAGAGGCCGGAACCUUUACAUGACCAUCAUUUUCAAAACCUCAGCAACAACUUUGCUCAUUUUCAAGCCAUUAGUAGCCCUCAUGAUCAUUCUAGUCUUGGGAGCUAUUUGCAAAACCCAGGCUAUAAUAAUCCUAGUCAUUAUCAAAACUCAGUACCGAUGGAAACUAAGGAUCAAAACCGUCGUGCAAACCCACCGUUAAUUAUAAGGAAUAUCAGUUCGCGAGAGCUACGCUUUUAUCUUGAGUCCAAUAUAAGCAACCCAUUGCGAAGUUUUAACUCAGUUGACACUGAUAUUUCUGAGGAUGAAGAUGAUGAAAUUGAGGGUGAUGGCCGCACUCAUAGCCUUCCUUACAAGAAAUAUGGUCCAUACACAUGUCCCAAAUGCGAGGGAGUUUUCGAUACAUCACAAUCAUUUGCAGCUCACAUAGGGUCUCAUUACAAGUACGAGACCAGCGAGGAGAGGAGGAAAAGACUAGCAGCCAGGAGAAGAAGGAAAAAUCUUCGUCUUUUCCGUUUCGGAGCUGGACUUAAUGUGGUGCCCGAUUAUUCUUUAAAUGCAGCAUGGCAAAGGAAGAGUUGGAAUGUGGACAAGAACGCAGAAAUGGCUGUGAAAAUUGAAGAGAGAGAUGAUGGGGAUGAGGAAGAUGAUGAGGAUGGGGAUGAGGAAGAUGAUGGGGAUGAGAUGCAAAAACAGGCUCCACCUCCAGAACAUGAAGCAGCUCAUGAGGCCGGCUUGAUUGGCAAUGAGGUCAAAGAGGAGCCUUUGGAACUGAUGGUUUAAUAAAUUUAAAUUAGAUGGCUAUUAGAGCUCUUCUUAAUAAAAGUUCGAACUAAUUAAAAUAAGACAGCUUUUGUUAUAAGAAUGUCUUUUAGCCUUAACCGGAAGAAAAGUUUUACUAUGUACAAGC
Molecule: messenger RNA, 1442 nt
Organism: Carya illinoinensis
Lineage: Eukaryota; Viridiplantae; Streptophyta; Magnoliopsida; Fagales; Juglandaceae
Exons: 1
Coding region: 23-1315 (430 amino acids)
Source: RefSeq, a predicted model, not a curated record